AUGUGCUGGGAGGGCACCCGAACCCAGAGGGGCAAACCAAGACCAAAGUUAGGCCAGGCUCAGGGUGCCAGGGCAGGGUCAGGGUACCAGGCCAGGCUCAGGGUGCCGGGGCAGGGUCUGGGUGCCAGGGCAGGCUCAGGGUGCCAGGCCAGGCUCAAGGUGCCAGGGCAGGGUCUGGGUGCCUGGGCAGGGUCAGGGUGCCAGGGCAGGGUCAGGGUGCCAGGGCAGGGUCUGGGUGCCAGGGCAGGCUCAGGGUGCCAGGGCAGGGUCUGGGUGCCAGGGCAGGGUCUGGGUGCCAGGGCAGGGUCUGAGUGCCAGGGCAGGGUCUGGGUGCCAGGGCAGGGUCUGGGUGCCAGGGCUGGCUCAGGGUGCCAGGGCAGGGUCUGGGUGCCAGGGCAGGCUCAGGGUGCCAGGGCAGGCUCAGGGUGCCGGGGCAGGGUCAGGGUGUCAGGGCAGGCUCAGGGUGCCAGGGCAGGGUCUGGGUGCCAGGCCAGGCUCAGGGUGCCAGGCCAGGCUCAGGGUGCCGGGGCAGGCUCAGGGUGCCAGGCCAGGCUCAGGGUGCCAGGGCAGGCUCAGGGUGCCAGGGCAGGCUCAGGGUGUCGGGGCAGGCUCAGGGUGCCAGGGCAGGGUCUGGGUGCCAGGGCAGGCUCAGGGUGCCAGGGCAGGCUCAGGGUGCCAGGGCAGGGUCUGGGUGCCAGGGCAGGCUCAGGGUGCCAGGGCAGGCUCAGGGUGUCAGGGCAGGCUCAGGGUGCCAGGGCAGGCUCAAGGUGCCAGGGCAGGCUCAGGGUGUCAGGGCAGGCUCAGGGUGUCAGGGCAGGCUCAGGGUGUCAAGGCAGGGUCAGGGUGCCAGGGCAGGCUCCGGGUGGUGCUGCUGGGAGGGAGGCUCAGGAUGGGAUUUUGGAAACCCUCGGAGCAGGGGGAGCUCUGGCUGCCCUGCAGACCCCGGCAGGCUCUGGGCUCCAGGCUGCUCCUCCUCAGCCCCUCCCAACAGCUGGGGGUGCAGUUUUGAGGUGAUUCCCCCUUUUUUGAGGUGAUUUCCCCUUUUUUGAGGUGAUUCCCCCUCUUUUGAGGUGAUUUCCCCCUUUUUUGAGGUGAUUUCCCCUUUUUUCCCCUUGCUAAUCCAGCACCAGGCUCGGUCCCUGCUCCUGUGCUGUGUGGGGACAGCUCUGAUCCUCCUCUGUCCCCUCGGGUGACAUUGCUCAGAAAACCCAACCACAAAACCAGCCCUGAACCUGCUCUGCUGAGCUCUCUGCCCAGGCAACCCUGGGAUAUAUCAAUUUCUGGAUUAUAUUAAUUUCUGGAUUAUAUUAUUUUCUGGAAUAUAUUAUUUUCUGGAAUAUAUUAUUUUCUGGAAUAUUAAUUCCUGGAAUAUUAAUUUCUGGAAUAUAUUAAUUUCUGAAAUACAUUAAUUUCUGGAAUAUUAAUUUCUAGAAUAUAAUAUUCUCUGGAAUAUAUUAUUUUCUGGAAUAUAAAUUUCUAGAAUAUAUAAUUUUCUGGAAUAUUCUGGAAUAUUAAUUUCUAGAAUAUAUAAUGUUCUGGAAUACAUUAUUUUCUGGAAUAUUAUUUUCUGGAAUAUAAAUUUCUGGAAUAUAAAUUUCUAGAAUAUAUUAUUUUCUGGAAUACAUUAAUUUCUGGAAUAGUAAUUUCUGGAAUAUUAAUUCUGGAAUAAUUAAUUUCUAGAAUAAUAAUUUCUGGUAUAUUAAUUUCUGGAAUAUAUAACUUUCUGGAACAUAUUAUUUUCUGGACUAUUUUAUUUUCUGGAAUAUUAAUUUCUGGAAUAUUAAUGUCUAGAAUAUAUUAUUUUCUGGAAUACAUUAAUUUUUGGAAUAUUAAUUUCUGGAACAUAAUAUUUUCUGGACUAUUUUCUUUUCUGGACUAUUCCUUUCUGGAAUUCUCUCAGCUGCUGGCCUGAUUUCUCUGCCUGAUGUUGAGGAAUAAAUGCAGGAUUUCCCUCCAUUAACCCUUCAGCUUUUAUGGAUGUAGAGAGAAGCUCUGCUGCCCUUUCUGGUGUCCCAUCACCACUGAAUCCCCAGGAAAGAAUUCCCUAGAGGAGGAAUCUGCCUCUCCUGGUGGCUCUGUCCAUUAAAUAUGGUCAGAGCUGUGCUUGGGCAGUGGCCAGGGAAGAAUUUCAUUUAAAAUGAGGAAGAUUGAUGGAAAAACAACAAAAGAACCAAACCUCUUCCCACUGGUUGCACUGCACUGCACGCCCACUCUGCAGCUGAAAAUCCUGGUUUGCUCUUUUAUCCCAGGAAAAAAGACUGUCUGAAUUAUUUAUAGUUCCUAUAACUGACAGAUGUCGGCCUAAUGGAUAAAUUAUAUUUGGUUAAAUAAAAUGACAUUUAUUUAUCUGCA
Molecule: messenger RNA, 2352 nt
Organism: Serinus canaria (Common canary)
Lineage: Eukaryota; Metazoa; Chordata; Aves; Passeriformes; Fringillidae
Product: fibroin heavy chain-like
Exons: 2
Coding region: 1-1014 (337 amino acids)
Source: RefSeq, a predicted model, not a curated record